Sinocyclocheilus grahami is the source of this 2308-nucleotide messenger RNA. It is a transcript of the gene csdc2b, whose product is annotated as cold shock domain containing C2, RNA binding b. NCBI's taxonomy places the organism in Eukaryota, Metazoa, Chordata, Actinopteri, Cypriniformes, Cyprinidae. The transcript has 4 exons. Gene Ontology annotation, molecular function: mRNA 3'-UTR binding. The coding region runs from base 725 to 1189 and encodes 154 amino acids. Gene Ontology annotation, biological process: regulation of mRNA stability. The record is from RefSeq and is a predicted model, not a curated record. Gene Ontology annotation, cellular component: cytoplasm.
CUUUAUGUAGGCUGUUGUCAGCAGACUGCUGUUUACAUAAUCUCAUAUGGCACGAGACAGUCUAGUGAUGGGAGUGACUCACUUGAACGGCUUCAGUGCGUCAUCUUCGGGAUUCGGUGAUGCAUGCCACGAACGCGUCGGUUCUCCCGGUAAAAGCGUGCUAACGGGGAUCUCCUCCAUCACACGAGCUCCUCACUGCGGACCUGCACCGUAGCCUAUAUCUCAUCUUACAUAACGGCGGUCGACAGGACGGGACGGAAGCAUCAGUCAACUCCAGACAGCGGCCGCCACUUUGAAGACAAUGCAGGCUUUUGUGCAUGAGGAACCGGGCACGCAGCACUCGCGCCCCGGGCGCAAACCGUCUUGAAUGUAAACUCACACAAACAAAAACGCACACACACACACACACACACACACACACACACACACAUAGACAGAGGCUUUGUGAAGCACAGACUAAAUGUCAGUGCAGAAGCUGCACGUCGCUCCUCACAGAACAAUCUGUGCCACUGCAAAUAAAAAACAGAGCAGAGUGCGUGCACGGAGCAUUUGUCAAUAAACACACUCUACAACGUGCGUCAGAGUGAAAAGCUGCAGCUGGCAGAAAUAACGCGUUGGAUGUGAUGUGAGUUUAGUGUUUCUCCCACAGGUCAUCUUCUGCAGGCAUCCGGAGUUCAGAGAGCAAACCGACGCAACCUCCGCAUUGCACGCCGUACCCGUAACCAUGGCGGAACCGGAGCUGUCGCCCACGUCGGACCCGUCUCUGCGGUCUCCGCGCUCGGCACCACUGUCGUUGUCAUUCCAGUUCCUGCGAGAAGGCAGCCGCGUUUGGGAACGACCCGCCCUGCAGCCCGGGGAGUUACAGAGUCCUCUGCCCACCAAACGCACCCGCACGUACUCUGCGACUGUUCGUGCAAACGUGGGUCCCGUUUUUAAGGGCGUGUGUAAAAACUUCUCGCGGUCGCAGGGUCACGGCUACAUCAGACCAGCUCACGGUGGAGAGGACAUCUUCGUACACAUCUCAGAUAUUGAAGGAGAGUACGUUCCUGUGGAGGGAGAUGAGGUCACAUACAAGGUCUGUCCAGUCCCGCCCAAGAAUGUGAAGGUCCAGGCCGUGGAGGUGAUCAUCACGCACCUCAAACCAGGAACCAAACACGAGACCUGGUCGGGCCAGAUCAUCAGCUCCUAGGAUCCAGUCGGAGCAGGACUGCAGGGAGGGAGGAGGGUGGGUUUUCCCGGAAGAGAGAGCAAAGCAUCAUGGGAAGGUUUUUGAAAGUAGAAGGGUGCAGAGAAUGUUGAGUUCAGCAGAACGAGCUGCGUUACGGGAACAUUAGACCUCAAACAGACUCUACGCAAGUAUUUAUUUCACACGUCCAUGUGGUUCGAAAAGUCUCCAAAUAUACGUCACAUUUCGCAACAGAAGUUUGCGUAGAGCUUGUUUCUGGUUAAAUGAGUCAUCUGUAGGUGUGAGAAACUGAGAUGAUAUUUGAACAUCCUCAAACUGGACUGUGAAAGAAUCAAACGCAUCGAUUCGGAGGCACACGCUACACUUGUGGCUGUUUUUGGCUCUUAUAUUUAUUUUUCUUUAUUUAUGCAUUCAUUUUUAACGUUAAAUUGAUGGUAAUAGGGUAAUAGGGUGGAUCUCACAAAAACCUGUCCAGAACAUAUCAUAUUCACAGUUAUAUUCACCCCAAAAUCAAAAUGGAAAAAUUAAGCAAUUAUGUCCUGCAUAAAGAUUUUCAGGACAGUUAAACACAUUUACCCCCAAAUUCAUAACACUGCAGAAAAAUCUCUUAUUUAAAUUGUAAAACAUUAAAUAUCAUAAUUGUAUUACUUGUACUGACUGUACUGGUAUUUUAUUCAUGCAUUUGACAGAUUUUAAUUUAAAAAUCUUGAGAAUCAUGACCGAGAAUAAAAACAAUGUCUAAAAAUGUCGAUAAACAACAGUACAGCAUGCAAUGUUUUAUUUAAAGCAAUGAGAAUUUUAGGGGGUAGAUGCUUUAUUCUCAUAAAAGUCACGAUGCAAAAAAACAAUUUGUAAUGGUCCUAAAGUUAACCUUAAUUUUCAUUAUGCAAAAUAUUGUUCAUUUGAUUUCAGGGUGAAGUAUGAAUCAGACAUGAUCUUGGCAGGUUUGUAGCGUUUCAUCUAUUGGGCUCGGUUAUAUAUGCUGGAACUGAAACAUCAUGGACUAAUAUUGCACUUGAAACUUGAAACCCCAAAUAAAAACUGCCAAACUGACUUCAUCUCCCAGAACUCUUUCUCGGGAGCUUUUCAGGGUAAAAAGCAGCAUUUUGUAGACAGCUGAAG